AUGCAUAGGUCCAGAUGCGCGCACGUGCCCUGCUACUGCCAUGAGUGCACGCCGCCAUUCGAGGGCUCGCCGGAGAGCCUCGUGCAUCACCUCACGGCACCGUCCGGCAUUCACUCCUGGCCCGCGGUGAACAUCAAGUACGAGACGUGCUACCUGUUCAUCGUGCCAGAGUCACUGGAGGAUCACCGCCGCCUGCUAGUCGCGCAGGAGGAUGACAUCGUCUUCCUCUUGGCCGUGGGCACGGGCAAGGCCCGCGUAGGCCGCCGCCAGUCUCUGUCGUGCGUGCUCACUGUUUCUGCCCCUCCGGCGUACGAGGGCGACCUCGGCGCCUCCCUCAUGCUGAAUGGGACUGUGGCGAGCUGCUCCGUUCCUGGCAAUGUGGACAUGGAAGACGACUGGUUUGAUACGUUUGUUCACCCCAAUGUGAUGCACGGGGACUCCAAUGAGUAUGGGAUCUUCCAUGCAUGA
This is a messenger RNA of Aegilops tauschii subsp. strangulata, 468 nucleotides long. RefSeq lists its product as uncharacterized. NCBI's taxonomy places the organism in Eukaryota, Viridiplantae, Streptophyta, Magnoliopsida, Poales, Poaceae. The record is from RefSeq and is a predicted model, not a curated record.